This is a messenger RNA of Odocoileus virginianus texanus, 935 nucleotides long. RefSeq names its product peroxiredoxin like 2C (gene PRXL2C). The record is from RefSeq and is a predicted model, not a curated record. NCBI's taxonomy places the organism in Eukaryota, Metazoa, Chordata, Mammalia, Artiodactyla, Cervidae.
CAACCCACCCAGCCUCCGUCCCGCUUGGUCGCUCUCCCGGGGUCCUCGGACGUAGGGCGCGAUGGCAGCCCCCUCCGAGGCCCCGGUCACGCGGCAGGUCAGCGGGCACGCCGCCCCAGCCCCAGUCCCAAGCGGCCCCGAGAGCUGGCAGCCCCUGGCCGCCGCCGUGGCCGAGCUGCCCGUGCUGGACGCCUCCGGGAGGCCUGUGCCGUUUGGUGAGCUGUUCCGAGAGCGCCGGGCUAUCGUGGUCUUCGUGCGGCAUUUCCUGUGUUACAUCUGCAAGGAAUACGUAGAAGAUCUGGCCAAAAUCCCCAAGAGUUUCUUACAAGAAGCAAAUGUCACUCUCAUAGUGAUUGGACAGUCAUCCUACCAUCAUAUUGAGCCUUUCUGUAAACUAACUGGGUAUUCUCAUGAAAUCUAUGUUGAUCCUGAGAGAGAAAUUUAUAAAAGAUUGGGAAUGAAAAGAGGUGAAGAAAUUGCCUCCUCAGGACAGAGCCCCCAUGUAAAAUCAAAUAUACUCUCGGGAAGCAUUCGGAGCCUGUGGAGAGCAGUGACUGGCCCUCUUUUUGAUUUUCAAGGAGAUCCAGCUCAGCAAGGUGGAACACUCAUUUUAGGUCCAGGUAACAACAUCCAUUUUAUACACCAUGAUAGGAAUAGGUUGGAUCAUAAACCCAUCAACUCUGUUUUACAGCUUGUAGGAGUUCAACAUGUGGACUUUACAAGCAGACCUUCGGUUAUCCAUGUGUGACAUUACAGAUUCUCUCAAUUUCAAAUGGACCUUGGGACAUGACGUGAAAUAUGGGAAUGUCACAUCCUUGUGCAAUGCCUAUCUUGUUGACCCUCCCUAGCCUCUGAGGAGUUGAAGUGAAGUGAAGUUACUCAGUCAUGUCUGACUCUUUGAGAUCCCUUGGACUAUAGCCCACCAGGCUCCUCCA